UUGACAAACUUUGCUCUUCUCUUUCUUUUUUUAUUUUCCCUUACCAUUCAAAAACCAAGAGUAGUAUAGAGAAGUUGAAUUUCAAGUUAUGGGUUCGGGGAAUUUUCUUCAAGUCGUGGCUAACAACUUCGAUGUGCUUGCUCUGCCUGUGGUUUCGUUGGUGUAUCCUCUCUAUGCUUCGAUCAAGGCUAUAGAGACGAAGUCAAUAGUGGACGACCAGCAAUGGCUCACUUACUGGGUUUUGUACUCUCUCAUGACUCUUUUUGAGCUCACAUUUGCCAAAAUACUUGAAGUGGUUGCCAUUUGGCCAUAUGUGAAACUAAUAAUAAUGAGUUGGCUAGUUCUACCACAUUUCAAUGGAGCAGCACACGUUUACAAAAACUUCAUUAGGCCACAUUAUAUGAACCCUCAAACUUCUACGCUAUGGUACAUCCCUCGAAAGACCAAAGAUAUUUUCAGUACUCCAGAUGAUGUGUUAACGGCUGCUGAAAAGUACAUGGAAGAACAUGGAACUGAAGCUUUCGAAAGGCUUAUGUAUAAGCAGGCUGAAAGGGAGAGAUCGAGGAGGAACAACAAUUACAUGAUUUUCGAUGAUGAUUAUGCAUAUUGAACUCUCGAUCUAUAUCUAUUUAUAAUCUACUACUAAAUAAUUGCGUCUAAUUUUGAUUUAGUAUAUCAAAAGAUUAGCGUCCAUUGAACAAGACGUGUUAAAUUUAAACUCACCCUUUUUUUUUAUUCAAAUAUGUACUCUCGAUCUUUAGUUUGAUUGUUUAUGCAUUCAAUUUGUAAGGACCUAUUAGGUUUUUGUUGAAAUAUAAACUUGA
Messenger RNA from Benincasa hispida (wax gourd), 824 nucleotides. RefSeq names its product HVA22 homolog C (gene HVA22C). Lineage: Eukaryota; Viridiplantae; Streptophyta; Magnoliopsida; Cucurbitales; Cucurbitaceae. The record is from RefSeq and is a predicted model, not a curated record.